GAACCGGGGAAGGAUUCCCGGCGAGCGUGAUUGACAUGAGAGUGCUGACGAAGGCGGGCAGUUUGCUAGUGGAAUUGGAACGACCGACACGGAUUAUUUUGAAAUCUCCUUGAAAGAAAUUAUAGAAAAUGAAAAUAUAGACAAUUUGUCUUUGAUAUAAUGGUGAUGUGGAUAUCAAUGAGGUUAGUUGUCUGUGCAAUGCUGGUGUCCUUGGUGACAGGGCACAGUGAAAAUCGUGUGAAUAACAUUUAAAGUUGGGAGACCAGUUGAUUCGCUAUAUAAACCAGUAGGCCUACGCCAGAAGGAAACCAGUUUAAUCAGCGCCUCAAUCAAAAAAUGAUGGACUACAGAGAAGUGAACGCGGCAACAAAACCACCAAUAGGCAGGAGGAUGAAGUCGCGGGCCCCCCCUCCCCCCCCGGCUCCAGAACCCGCUCCCCGCAGGAUCUUCCGUAACGCGGUGCCAGACGGAGGAGGUCCGGUGGGGCUGGAGGCCCGGGACAACACCCUGAGGCCCAGCCUGGACAUCCAGAUCACCCUGCCUCACGGACACCAGACCAACAGCACCGUGGACGGCAGCAAGGCGUUGAUGGACCUGCUGGUGGAGUUGUGCGGCCAGUACCACCUGAACCCGUCCUACCACACCCUGGAGCUGCUGGGUGCGGAGGGCCAGGCCGUGGGCUUCAAGCCCAACGCCCUGCUGGGCACCCUGGACGUGGCCUGCGUCCUCAUCAAGGAGAAGGUCUGGGAGGAGAGGGUGCAGAGGAAGCCGGCGCCAAAGGUGCCCGAGAAAACGGUGCGCCUGGUGGUGAACUACCGACGCAGCCAGAAGACUGUGCUGAGGGUGAACCCCCUGCUGCCUCUGCAGUCGCUGCUCUCCCUCAUCUGCAACAAGGUGGAGUCUGACCCCGCCCACGUCCUGCUGCUAUUGGACAACGUGAGCCACCGGGAGCUGCCAUUGGACAAGAGCCUCAGCGAGCUGGGGAUUCGAGAGUUAUACGUACUGGACCAGAGUUUAGUUCUCCAACUUAAAACGGCUUCUGCACCUGUUCUUAACUGCUCAGAGUCUCUCUCCUCUAGCUCUCUGGGGUCCGGUUCCACGGAGAAGAAAGGCCUUCUGGGAUUGUUCACGUUCAGCCGCAGGAAAUCCAAGACUGAAUCCCAGCCGACUGUGGAUAUGGAUGACCAUGAUGACAGUUUAACCCAAAAUACUGACAAAAACUCUAAUGGCCUGUCUGGGACCUGCGGAGGUGGGUGUGUGGAGGCACGCCCCAGCACACUGGGUCAGUCCCAGUCUGUGAUGAACAUCUCCAGGAUGUCCCCCAAGGUGGAGCCCAAGAAGAGGAGGGCCCCGGCCCCGCCCGGCCCCACGCCCACCCCACACCUGCAGCACCACAGCCUGGACACCUACCAGGUGAUUCCAGGCUCUCAGUACUCAGAGAGCCUUCAGAUGAAGAGGAAGGCUCCUGCUCCCCCUCCCACCCCCUCCUCUGUGACCCCCGCCCCAGACACUCCCUCCUCUGCCCCUUCCACCCCCACCCUCACCUCCACCCCUGCCCCCAGCUCUCCAGCCUCCAGCACCCCGGCCACCAGCCUCCUUGCCCAGGACUCGGGCUCAGAGCUCAGCCACAGCCCCAGCGACGACUCGGACGCCGUUGGUUCUCUCUGCAGCAGCAGCAGUAGCAGCCUGGUGGCUGACCACGCCCCAGGCCAUGCCCCCGGCCACGCCCCCGGCCACGCCCCCGGCCACGCCCGCAGCAGUCAGGCUGGCCCGCGGAAACACAGCCCCACCCCCAGCUCUGGGUCAGAGGAGGCGGAGUCAACGAUCAGCCUGAAGGUGGAGGAGACGGAGAACAACAGACACAGCACCCUAGCCUGGCUGUACUCGCGGCGGCGCUCCGUGGACGGUCACCCCCCGGACACGGACGAGGAGGAGGAGGCGGCCUCGCUGGCCAGCAGCGACAGCCUCCAGGACCAGGGCUACGCCGCGUCCGAGGGCAUGGGGGAGGAGCCGGGGGCGGCCGGCUCGCCCGCCGACGGUGGCCUCUCGCGGGGGCCGGGCGGGGGUCAGGUCCAGGACCCGCCCGGCGACGGCUCCAGCGACAGCGACGAGGGGUGUGCCACCUGGGGCUCCAGGCACAGACCCAGCCAGGAUGGCAUCCACAGGAUGAAAGCGGGCAGAUCUGAGGGCAGCUAUGACGAGGACCCAGAGCUCACGCUGGCCAGGCUGGAUGCUGAGUUUGCAGUGCAAGAGGCGACUUGCUCAUCUCCUGAGAGUAACGAGAUUCCGGUGUCGGCGGUGGAUCUGGACGUCCCCGUGACGGCCAUAGACGAGGUCCUGGAGGAGUACGAACAGAGCGAGGCGGAGCAGCGGCGGGCACAACCCCAGACGGCGCCCGCGGGUCACCACUCCACGCAGCAGCCUGGCGACGUGGGCCGGAACAGGAACAACAACGCUGGCUCGUCCUGCGGCCACAACCAGGCCAGCGGUGCUCAGACGGGACCCCUCCACGUGCCCAGGAGCGAGCCUCGUACGCAGGCUCACAGCGCAGAGAAGGAGAAGCCAGCUCCGGGGACGACAACUAAACCACAGCUCCAGAGGCAGAAGGCGACCGCGGACGCUGACCCUAAUCCCGGGAGCUCCCGCAAGCUCCAUGGGCUAGAGAACGGCCCGAGCUCUCUUCCCUCCAGCCACUCCCAAACUGCAGAGAAAGCGGAGGGAGGUCUUGCCUACAGAAGCCAUUCCUCCUCCAGUAAAAUAACCCACAGCCCCGUGUCUCGAUUCGGUAUGAGGACUUUCACCGUUGUCCCUCCCAAGCCAACGGUGGCCCCGACACCGGCCCCCACCGCCCCCACGACCGGAGCCAUCAAGAUCGACGAGCUGGGCAACAUGGUACGAGUGGACCUGCCCAGGAACAAGUUCGGAGGUUCCUCCGAGUCAGGCAUCAAUGUGGAGUCUCCUCUCCUGGGCCGAGCCAAGGCCUUCUGGAGCUCAACCGAGAAACAGGACGCUGCUGCCCUCGUUCCCGGCAGAGGGUCCAGCAUGAGGGCGAGGGAGAAGACCGAAGGAGAUCAGAAAACAUCUCUUGUCACCGCCGCCUCGGGCGCUGCAGGGGGAGUCAGGCUGGAGGAACGUACUGACGAGGUUGGAGAGGUUGCGAAGGAGGGCUGUGCUGAAUCAGAUGGAAACCUUCCGGAAACCUCACAGCAGCCCGUCAACCUGCCUGUCAAGCCUGUGUUCGUCCCGGACAAGAGAGACCUGUCUUUCCUGAAACCCUCCAGGAGAACGUCCAGCCAAUAUGUGGCUUCGGCCAUCACUAAACACACAGCCAAACCCCCUGCUCAUGUUGUCAACAUCACCAACAUCCCAGAAUCGUCUGUCCCUGGGAAAAAAGGUGCCUUCGGCUCUCAGGAAGAAGGCCGGCCCGUUCAGGGGACUCCAUAUCUGCCUUCUCAAAAACCUGUGAGCUCUUCAGGCGAGGGCCGAGGAACGACCGAGUUGAACUCUCACUCUGGAGGUCCUAAAAGGUCAACUAGCUACUCUGUCAGCAGCACAGAGAGGCAGGAGUCCGGGGCACUGAGGCCGGAUAGGGGAGGCUUAACUACCGCCUCAGCCUCAGCCAGAGGGACCUCUAACACCGCCAACCCUAAACCCGCCCCGCCUGCGGCACACACCUCUGCACCGAAACAAACCUCCCUGAACUCCCACAGUAAAGAGCCUCCGGUCCAUGACCAGGCCCCGGCCCGGAAGCGGGACGUCCCGAGCAUCCAGACCACCACUCUCCGGCCCCCCGUGGCCCCCCACCCAGAGGCUCCACCCCCAGGGGAGAUGCAGAUCUCCGGGGGAGCGCCCCUCCCAGAUCCCCAGCAGCUGAACAACGUGUUCGGCCCCGUGAAGAAGUUCAAGCCGGUGAUCCUGAAGUCGGUGGAGAAGGAGACGACACUGCACUCGUCUCUGAUGGAGGCCAUCCAGACCAAUGGAGGCAGGGACCGUCUGAGGAAGAUCGCUGACGGCGGCAGUGUGGCGGUCAAGACGUCGUCCUUCCUGGAGGAGGAGAGCGAGAGGUCUGCGCUGCUGGCGGCCCUCAGAGCUCCUAGCAGCUCCGGGCGGCUGAGGAAGACCCACUCCGAGGCAGCAGAUGAGCUGGAACAGUCCAGGAGAACUGAAGUGGAAAAACACAAUGUUCCCUCUCAUCCUUCCCCUUCCCCCUCUGUCCCUCUCCUUCCCCCUCCCUCCUCGAUGCCCCCCCCUCCUCCCCCUCCCUCCAUGAUGCCCCCCCCUCCUCCCCCUCCCUCCAUGAUGCCCCCCCCUCCUCCCCCUCCCUCCGGCCAGCCCAGGCCCAGCGCGGGGGGGAAUCCUGUCCUGGCUCGGGAGGCCAUGAUGGAGGCCAUAAGGUCUGGCAGUGCUGCUGACCGCCUCAAGAAGGUCACCGCUCCUACGAAAACAGUCAAAGUGAACGGCCGGCUGGGUAUCAUACAGGCUUCGUCAUCCCUCGCUCAGGGACAAUAACGACUUCAUGACAACAUCCACAACCUGCUAAACCGUCAGACUGGAACUCGCAGGCUGCCAAACAAUGCCUAGCGCUUCGAGUCGCUGUUCUUCCUGGUGUUUGGCGAUGUGUACUUGAGAAAGCGCUGUAACUGGAAGGAGUGAUGAGAAUGUGCCAUUCGUUUUUUUCUUCUCUUUUGCAAAUAGCAAUAUAUUUAUUAGCUCGUGGUUACCAAUUAUAUAUGAGAUGCUCUAAAGAUGAUUUUUAGUUUUAUUUUAUUUUUUGUAGUUUUGUAGUUUUCCUAAACCUUUUUAAGACUGUUGUUGAACUGAUGCCUCGAGCUGUGUUAUUGUCAGUGUUACCAUAACGCAGACUACAAUUAGCUGCCAAGCUCUGCCAAGCUCUACACGAGGAGCUUCCAGAGCCGUGCUGCUGGUGCCUCCCAGUCCUCUCCUCCCAGUCCUCUCCUCCCAGUCCUCUCCUCCCAGUCCUCUCCUCC
This is a messenger RNA of Hypomesus transpacificus, 4988 nucleotides long. It is a transcript of the gene cobl, whose product is annotated as cordon-bleu WH2 repeat protein. The record is from RefSeq and is a predicted model, not a curated record. Gene Ontology annotation, cellular component: ruffle; actin filament; terminal web. Gene Ontology annotation, molecular function: actin monomer binding. Gene Ontology annotation, biological process: actin filament network formation; actin filament polymerization. Lineage: Eukaryota; Metazoa; Chordata; Actinopteri; Osmeriformes; Osmeridae.